CCCACAUGGGAUGACAAACUUCCGUUCAGGUGGUGCUUGUAGUUCCAAGUAGUCUUGUUACUGUACUACUUCCUCUGAGAUGCUUUGCGGAUCUCUCUACGCGCUGUUUGCGGGUUUUCUGGGCGCCGCAGCGUCUCUGUCCGCUAAGCUGUCCCUGGGUCCCGCUUACCUGCAGGAGAUGUGCGACUCCGCGCUGCGCGGCUGGUCUGAAGGAGCUUCCGUCUGCGGAUGGAUGCACGUGCCCCUGCGGUUCUUGUGUGGAGGUCUGCUGCUCUGCUGUAACGCGGUCAUGUGGACCAUGUUCUCCAAGGCUCUCCGCCAUGCCUCCUCCUCCGCGGGGGCCACGGUCACCACCACGGCGUCCAACUUCAUCUGCUCGGGACUCCUGGGGAGGCUGGUCUUCAGAGAGACACACACCUCUCUGUGGUGGGCAGGGAUCUCACUCACCUUGUGUGGCCUGAUGGUUCUCCAUGCUGCUGCACCAGAACAACAGACGCCCCAGGAGGACCGCAAGGACAUCUAAAAAGACUUCAGGGUUACCUCCACCGGCUUCUCCUUUGUUUUCUACAGGCUACCUGGAUAGUCACCUGACUGGCUGUCCUGUCAGCUGUUGCUGUGAGGACAGGACUAAGACAUGACUUGUCUCACACAAACUCUGUGGAUCUGUUCUCACCUGACAGGUGUGAGGGAGGCGUUACUGUGUAAUGGCUGCUGUGAUGCUUUUAUUUGUCCCCACCAAGUGCUGGUUGUGAGUAGCCCCAGUGCGAAAACGUACCGGAAGUGUGAUGAACUCACUAGUUUAGCUCACUUCACCACAGCGCCGGAUGAAGGUGGGAUCAGCUCCACCAGAGCUCGUCCGUUAGCUGGUGUCCCUAAACCAACCCGCUGCUGCAUCCCUGUUCCAGACAUGGAGCAGGCAUUACAGGAAUGAACGCUUUAUUUGGUUUGAAAAUACAAAAUAUAACUUUGAUGGAAAAUUACAAAAGAUAAACACAAAAGAGCUACAUUAAAAACAAGGUUCAACAUAAAGAGAGGCAGCCAGCCGGUUCUGGACAGAACUUCACACCACAGGACCGGAAACGUCAGACGCUCGAGGUUUGUGAACAGCCUCGAGUAAACUUUGAUAUGAAAUUAGAAUCGGUUAUAAUAAACUCAGAGGUUUCCUUUC
Nothobranchius furzeri (turquoise killifish) is the source of this 1168-nucleotide messenger RNA. RefSeq names its product transmembrane protein 42. The record is from RefSeq and is a predicted model, not a curated record. Lineage: Eukaryota; Metazoa; Chordata; Actinopteri; Cyprinodontiformes; Nothobranchiidae.